Cottoperca gobio is the source of this 2602-nucleotide messenger RNA. Its product is annotated as RNA-binding protein 4.1-like. Gene Ontology annotation, cellular component: nucleus. The coding region runs from base 158 to 1312 and encodes 384 amino acids. Lineage: Eukaryota; Metazoa; Chordata; Actinopteri; Perciformes; Bovichtidae. The record is from RefSeq and is a predicted model, not a curated record. Gene Ontology annotation, molecular function: zinc ion binding; mRNA binding. The transcript is spliced from 4 exons.
CAUACUUCCACUCGGUUGGCGGCGGUAAUGAAGAGGGACAUGGACGUAGAAGAAACUGUAGCAGCGUCACGGGAGAAGCAGCGCCGCCAUUUCACUUUUCAUUCAUUGGGUUCGAGGCCUAAGUUACAUCGUGUAAUUGGAUACACAGAACAUCAUCAUGGUGAAAAUUUUUAUUGGCAACCUUGCCUGCAAUACCACUCCUGAGGAGUUGCGUGAACUCUUCGAGAAGUAUGGAAAAGUCUCAGAAGGGGACAUUGUCAAGAACUAUGGUUUUGUUCACAUGACUAACAUGUCUGAAGCAGAGGAGGCCAUCCGAAACCUCCACCAGCACCAGUUGAAUGGCUGGCGCAUGAAUGUGGAGAUGAGCAAAGGGAGACCCAAGUCCACCACCAAACUGCAUGUCAGCAACCUUGGCGAAGGGGUAACCGAUGACGUUCUGCGGGCUAAGUUUGAAGAUUUUGGCACGGUGGUGGAGUGUGACCUAGUGAAGGACUAUGCCUUUAUUCACAUGGAGAGAAUGGAGGAUGCCAUGGAUGCCAUCAGUAAGCUGGACAACACGGCCUACAAAGGCAAGCUGAUGAGCGUACAACUGUCCACCAGUCGGCUACGCACGGCCCCAGGAAUGGGAGAGCAUACCGGCUGCUAUGUCUGCGGGAAACAUGGUCACUGGUCGAAAGAUUGUCCAGUCAGUCGGAACGGUAGCCACGGUGAAGGCUCAAGAGGUCACAGCGGCCGGGCCCCCCCACGCGGUCCCCCGGGUUAUGGCAGGGGCAGCUACGAGAUGUCCUCACCUCCAGCAGCUGAUUACAUGGGUGGCUCUGCGUAUAGUCGGGCUAGUUACGUAGGUGGUUUGCCGCCUCCCCCUCGUAGGCUUAGCGGCUACAGUCCUGAGCUGGGGGAUAGGUACGCCAGCAGAGCAGCAAGCUCUUAUGCCGAGAGGUCAUCAGCUUAUGAUCGUGACCAUCUCUAUAGCAGUGUUGACUAUUAUGAAAAGUUCAGAGCUCGCCCAUAUGGCUCAAGCUAUUUCGAGGAUCGUCGCAUGUCCUAUCUCCCCCCUCCUCCCCCACCCCCUUCUUCCUCCUUCUCAAAGCUCUCCUCCAGUAUAGAUUCAUAUGACCGUCGGUCACUGCCUCCAUCUUCAUCGGCUGCCGCAUAUUAUGCACGAGACCGCAGCCCGAUCAGACGAGUACCAGUCUCCUCGGCAGGCUACGCCUACGAGCGAACACGGCUGUCACCGGUGUCAAGCACUAGAAGCUCCUACUCUGCUCCACGACCCAAGGAUCAUUAUGCGCCACGCUAUGCGCCUUAUUAAAGCCAUGGUGCCAAGGUCUGUUUGUGAACUGCAGGACCUCCUUUGCCGUCAUUUCUUCAAGCUACAUGAUUGCAUCCGUCUGCGUGAUGUGCUGCAAAGCAAAUGAGAUGCGGAAAUUAGAUUGGAAAUUGUGUCGGCAUCUUCCAGGCGCCUGAGAAGCCAGUUGCCUGCAGAUGAAUCGUCCUUUCAAACGCAUUGACAUAACCUGUUUUCAAUAAGGAUGAUUAUCAAACUGCACCGUUUGACAUUAAUGAUGUUUAAAAUGGUAAUUAGCUCACUUGCUCUCCAGGUUUUUAGCCAUGUCUUUUUUUUUUCUUUCUUACCUGUGUUUCUUCCUCACAUGAAUCAAGUUGUUAAUUUCAACAAAUGUUAAUUUGGCUUCUGUUUGUUAUUUAGAAAAAGUGUUGUUUCUUCAAUAUAUGAAAAUGUAACUUCCUUUUUUGAAUGGAAUGAGGGUUGCUUGUAAUGCAAAAUCGUGCUCCUAGGCAGACAUCUUGACAUGAUCUCAGUGAGUCAGUUAUAUGGAUGUUGAUGAAUAUUUUUACAAAAAGAGAUUCAUACUUAAAAGAGACGAGAGAAAUAAAUCAUAUCCAUGCAACUGACCUGGCUGAGUGUUCAGUUCGGACACACAAUCACACUUUAAGUUAGUAUCUAUGGUAAGCGGAUAAUCUCUGACAUUCCAGCCUAAUCUUUUUCUAAUUUGAAUGUGUGACUACAAAAUAUAUAAUUGAUAUAUUUGAUAACACUUUGUCUGCUAAUCUGAAGUCAAAAUACUUAAAAUAAAAGUGUUGAGUGACACCAAAACAAGAAAGUCAGCUGUCAGGCACUGUGCAACAAAGUAACAUCUCCACUGUUUUCUUCCCACUGGUAAUGUUGCACACUUUGCAAACAGCUGCCAGCAGAAAAGAACUCGCCAUCAUCUGAAUUUUAGUGUGGUUUAAGCAGAUCCAGCAAUGUGAGGCAGGACUCAGGGUUUGGGCUGUAUUGUAAGUCAUGAGGCACUUGUUUUAUUGAAGGUGCCUUUUGUUUGUUUUGCAUAUAGGUGGAUUUGAAGUUUGUAUUUUUCAUACUAGCUGUAAAAGUACCAGCAUUCAUCUAAAAAUGAAUAUGAUUUUUAAUAAACCAAAACUUAUUUUGGUGACAUUUCUUUCAGUUCUUUGUUUGAACCACUAUUUGAGUGUGUUUGGCUGUGUGUGCAGUUAAACUAUUCACUUUAGAGACCAUAAUCCACAUACUUGCUCACAUUGAUGCAAAGUCAAAAAUAUUGCCAAUAAACAGUUUGGUCAAUGA